Molecule: messenger RNA, 1959 nt
Organism: Adineta ricciae
Lineage: Eukaryota; Metazoa; Rotifera; Eurotatoria; Adinetida; Adinetidae
Source: the annotation of a GenBank genome assembly
AUGAAUAGUGAAGCGCUUCGUCUUGUUUGGCUCGAUAAAAAUGGAAAUGAUUCAAAAACAAAUACCAAGAUUGAAGAACAACUUCGUAACUGUACAAAGCAUUUGAAAAUCUUCAAAUAUGAAACACCGUGCGAACUCUAUAUCCAUUCUUUAUCUGAAAACGAUCGAAUUAUUUGGAUUGUCAAUGCUUCUUUGGCUGAAACAAUGCUACCAAAUUUACAUGAACUACAACAAAUAUCAUCAAUCUAUGUUUAUAACUCCAGUGAAACAAUAGACCGUGAGAAAUGGACCAAAGAUUACACAAAGAUCAAAUGUAUUAUGGCUGAUUUGAAUCUUCUUGUUGAACGAAUUCGAACAGAUUACAAUCAAUGCCGACAGAGAAAAGUUGAGGAUCAACCUGUAUUCAAUGUUUUUAACGCUAAUUCUUUGAAUGAACAAUCAACAAUGGGUCUUAACGGAGAAUUUGUUCAUUCGCAAUUACUCAUCAAUUGUUUAUUUCGAAUGCAAGCGAGUCCCACUGACAAAGAUGAAUUGAUAUAUUUAUCAAAACAAGAAUAUAAAAGUGAUUUGUCCAUUAUUUAUGAUUUUGAAGAGAGUUACUCGUCCGAUCGAGCAUUAUGGUGGUAUACACGUGAAUCAUUCUUAUACCAGCAAUUGAAUAAAGCUCUUCGGACACAAAAUAUCGAUUUAUUAUUUCUUUUCCGAUUUUUUAUUCGUGAUAUUCAUGAUCAGCUGGAGAAAAAUCGAUGUUCUUCACCCAUUUGUGUUUACCGAGGCCAAGUCAUUUCCAACGACGAACUAAAUUUACUACAGAACUCAAUUGGAUGCUUAGUUUCAAUGAAUUCGUUUCUUUCCACAAGUAUUAAUCGGCGUUCGGCUUUAUCAUUUCUCUAUUCUUCAUCAGAGAAAAUGCCAAAAGUUCUCUUUGAAAUCGAGGCUGAUCCGGAACUUGAAAAUAUUAAACCAUUUGCUAACAUAACUUCACUCAGCUAUUUUUCGAGUGAAGAGGAAGUUCUUUUUAUGUUAGGAUCAAUCUUUCGCAUUGUUAGUAUUGAUGAAAAUGAUCGUGGAAUCUGGAUUUUACGAUUGAAAUUAUAUAAUAACGAUGCGUAUGACGUUCAGGCUGUUUUUGAUUAUAUGAAAGAUCAGUAUGGAAAUGGUGAAACGACGAUUCUUUCGUUUGGAAUGAUUUUGACACAGAUGGGUAAAUAUGAUCAAGCGGAAAGGUAUUUUCAGCGUGUUUUGAAAGAUCUUCCAUCUAAUCAUGCAGAUAUCAGCGCUUGUUAUCAUAAUCUCGGCAAUCUAUUCGAUAACAAAGGCGAUUAUAAAUUAAGUCUCGAUUGGCAUCAAAAAGCACUUGCUAUGAUGAUGAAAGCAUUCCAACCGAAUGAUGAAAGAAUCGCAACAAGUUACAACAGUAUCGCUGCUGUUUAUUGUAAAAUGGAGGAUUAUACGAAAGCGCUUGAAUAUUUCUUAACAGCAUUGAAUAUUUGGCGACAAACACUAGGAGAACAACACCCAAAUAUGGGUCAGUGUCUAAGUAACAUCGCCGGUGUUUAUCUCAUGUCUGGAAAAGGUUCGGAGGCACUUGAAUAUCUGUUGAAAACUUUGAUUAUAUACGAACAGCAUCUACCCGCAAAUCAUCCUCAGGUUGGUGAUUUACAUAAUAAUAUUGGCGCAGUUUAUUCAAGUCUUAACCAGAUGGAUCUCGCACUAGAUCAUUUUAAUAAGUCAUUGAAGAUUAAAGAAAAAUGCCUUCCUUCACAACAUCCGGACAUUGCAAUGACUUUAUAUAAUAUCGGUCUCAUUUAUGAAGAUCAAAGUCAAUGGCAACAGGCUAUUUCAUAUUUGGAAAGAGCCCUUCACAUUUACCGUCAUCUACUUCUUCCAAAUCAUCCAACGAUUAUCAAAACCGAACAAAUUCUUGCGCGUGUUUGUGACAAAUCUAAAACGACGUGA